AGAUAAUUGCCCUAAUAUCCUCAAUAAGUAAUUUUGGAGUUUUUGUCAUAUGAUGUGGGUGAAAAUUGAAUUAGUGUUGAUGAAAUAAAGGACAGGCUUUACAAUCCAGUCUCAAAAACAUUUUUAGAGGAUAUUCUCUGGGUUUCAUAUGAGUUGUGUUUCUGAAAAAGAAAGAUUGAGCAAAUUCCCAAGUUUCUGUCUGAAUCAAGAAACAUUGGGCCAGAAGUAGCAUGUGCAGAACUGCUUUAUCAGAUGGAAUUAAAAAAAAAUGGAUUAUUGAUUCUUUUUCAUAUUGGGAAUUGUUGAGACUUUCAUCUGAAUCCUCUGAAGCUGGUGUCAAGGAAAUAUCAGGUUAUAUAUUUUCGAGUGAACAUCCUCAUAUUGUCAGAAAUAAAUAUCUGGAAAAACUGGUUCCUGUUUACCGGAAAGCUACUGAAGAAGAAAUGGGAUUGUGCCUAGGGGACUGGAAAUACGGUAGUUAUUUUUCCACCAUUUUAACAGAUACGGCGAAAUAUCUCAAAUGGGCUGAAAAGAAAAUUCAUAUGUCAAAUGUGCCAAUCAGACACGAAAAGAUCCGAGCAUUUUCAGAAAUUUCUGGAGAAUGCGACGUGAUUGUGAACUGUACAGGCCUAGGUUCAAAGUUCUUAUGUAAUGAUAGUUCCCUGACUGCCAUAAGGGGACAGGUGUCGAAGGUUGAAGCACCUUGGAUAAAACACUUUUUCUAUGGCGAUUACGACACCUACAUAAUUCCUGGGUUCGAUAACGUAACUCUUGGUGGUUGCCGUCAAUAUGAAUCUUAUGAUAAGAAAUUUAGUCAAUAUGAUUAUUUGUCUAUGAGAGAAAGAUGUGAAAAAAUGUUACCCUCCUUAAGGGAUGCCAAAUUGAUCGGACAUAGAGUUGGCUUGAGACCUCAUAGAAUUCCCGUGAGAGUUGAAAUGGAAGAAAAGAUAGCAAAUGGAAGGAAAUUGAAAAUUGUUCAUAAUUACGGACAUGGAGGAUAUGGUGUGACGACUUGCCCAGGAACAUCUAUUAACGCUGUGCAGCUUGUUAGGAGGGCCUUAACUGAAAAGAGUAAACUGUAAUAUGAUUGUACCUAAUUAAUGAAUCUAGUGUUGACUCCUGAGAGAGGAUAAAAUAGUAAAAUUUAA
This is a messenger RNA of Coccinella septempunctata (seven-spotted ladybird), 1148 nucleotides long. It is a transcript of the gene Daao1, whose product is annotated as D-aspartate oxidase. Lineage: Eukaryota; Metazoa; Arthropoda; Insecta; Coleoptera; Coccinellidae. The record is from RefSeq and is a predicted model, not a curated record. Gene Ontology annotation, molecular function: FAD binding; D-amino-acid oxidase activity. The coding region runs from base 231 to 1082 and encodes 283 amino acids. The transcript is spliced from 4 exons.